UUAUGGGCUAUCAAAGUCAUGGCAGAGUCAUCGGCUCCCAUCUCAAGCCGGUCUCUUCCUCCGGGUUUCAUUCUUAGUACUGCCACGUCUGCAUACCAGAUUGAGGGAGCCUGGAACGAAGAUGGUAAGGGUGAGAAUAUUUGGGACCGCUUCACCCACACUCGGCCACAACAGAUAGAGGAUGGAUCUAACGGUGACGUGGCGUGCGACUCUUACCACAAGUACAAGGAAGAUGUGAGGAUCAUCAAGGAGACUGGUUUCGAAAUGUACAGAUUCUCAAUCUCGUGGAGUCGAGUGCUCCCCACAGGGUACGUGGAUACAAUCAACAAGCCUGGGGUUGACUAUUACCAUCGUCUGAUAGACGAGUUGCUGGCCAACGGGAUUCAGCCGAUGGUGACACUGUACCAUUGGGAUCUACCUCAACCCCUACAGGAAAUAGGAGGUUGGACAAACAGUGCCAUGGCAGACUACUUCGCUGAUUACGCUAACAUUAUAUUUAGAGAAUAUGGUGAAAAGGUGAAGUGGUGGAUUACAAUAAACGAAAUGGAUCUGAUCGUACGCGGUUAUGGAGAGUCAGACUCGCUUGCACCAGGUCUACCAAUGAAUGAAGUUACGGUGUACCAGGCGGCGUAUAACUUGGUGCGGGCCCACGCCAAGGCGUAUCGCCUCUACGAAGCUACCUACAAACCCUCACAGAAAGGGAAAGUGGGUAUGUCAACGUCUGCUCAGUACUCUACACCUUUAGACCCCUAUUCCGCUGAGGAUAAAGCCGCGGCAAACAGACAAACUGAGUUUGAGGUUGGGCUGUUCGCUAAUCCAGUGUUCUCGAAGGAAGGGAACUACCCCAAGGUCGUGCAGGAGCGAGUCAACCGCAACAGCAAGCUCGAGGGGAGAGCCACUUCGAGGCUACCCCCUUUCACCCCGGAGGAGAUACAGUAUAUAAGAGAGAGUGGACUCACUGAAAUGGAGUCUCUAACACACGAAAAGAAAAGCAAUCCCAGCAGACCAUGUUGUAGUAAUCCAGUUCUCUGGAGCGGCAUCGUGGUAGUCCUGUUGGUCGUUGUAGCGGUUGCAGUAUUUUACAUCACGAAAGUAGAGUUCUUGUCAGAAAGUACCACCUCUUCAGCUGAUAUGAUCUUAAGGACUUUUCCCCCGGGAUUCCAGUUCGGCUGUGCCACAUCUGCUUAUCAAAUUGAAGGCGCAUGGAAUGAGGAUGGCAAAGGAGAAAAUAUAUGGGACAGGUUUACUCAUACUAAACCUGACAGGAUCAGGGAUAAGCUAAGUGGAGACAUUGCUUGUGACUCCUACCACCAAUACAAGGAAGACGUGAGAAUGGUCAAAGAAAUGGGGUUUGAUUUCUACCGCUUCUCCUUGUCAUGGAGCCGUAUACUUCCUACUGGAUACAAUAGCAGCAUCAAUGCCAAGGGUAUAGAGUACUACCACAACUUGAUAGAUGAGCUUAUAGCAAACGGUAUAAACCCCAUGGUGACUAUAUUUCACUGGGACCUGCCCCAAGCUCUACAGGACAUCGGGGGAUGGACUAACGACACUAUGCCGGACUACUUCAGAGACUACGCCGAUAUCGUGUUCCGGGAAUAUGGAGAUAAGGUGAAGUGGUGGAUUACCAUAAACGAGAUGGUAAACAUACUCUCCGGCUAUGACGGAUCAGUCCUGCUUGCUCCUGGGGUGGGUAUUGCGGGAGUCACCCCCUACUUAGUUGCACAUAACCUCCUGCGGGCACACGCCAAGGCCUACCGCCUGUAUGAGACCACCUACAAGUCGAUCCAAAAAGGAAAGGUCGGCGUAUCCAACUACGCAGAACACAUGAUGCCUUUGGACUUGUCUUCCACCGAGGACUCAGCCGCAGCUAACAGAGCAACCCAGUUUCAGCUAGGAAUUUUUGCGCACCCUAUAUUUUCAAGUGAUGGAGAUUACCCAGCGGUCGUGAGAGAGUUAGUUGACAAGAACAGUAACUUGGAAAAUCGAAAUUCCUCAAGACUCCCGUCUUUUACCGCCCAAGAAAUAGAAGAGCUAAAAGGAAGUUCCGACUUCUUUGGGUUGAAUCAUUACUUCACUCGGUCUGCAACAAACGGUUCUCAGGGCAAGGAUCCUUCGCGACAGCUGGACUCGGGAUCUGUUGUUGGCCAUCUCUCGGUAUACGCACCAGGCUUCAGGAGUUUGUUAAACUGGGUGAAAGAGGAAUACAACAAUCCCCAAAUUUUCGUCACUGAAAACGGCUUGAUUGAUGACAGCGAGUUUGAGGACACUAGAAGGAUCCAGUACUACCAUGACUAUAUGCAGGCUUUGCUCGAGGCCAUUUAUGAGGACGGUUGCAAUGUUAUCGGUUACACAGCAUGGUCUCUGAUGGACAACUUUGAGUGGUUCAGUGGAUACACAAUUAAAUAUGGACUUUGGCACGUUGAUUUCAACGACACCGCCAGGACAAGGAAGAAGAAGCGCUCUGCUGACUUCAUGAAAGAUUUGAUGGCCUCUAGAGAAUUGCCUCAAUUACCGUUUACCCAAUAGCAUUUUGUAAUAUUAUUAAAUAAUGGUGUUGUUUA
Molecule: messenger RNA, 2561 nt
Organism: Homalodisca vitripennis (glassy-winged sharpshooter)
Lineage: Eukaryota; Metazoa; Arthropoda; Insecta; Hemiptera; Cicadellidae
Product: myrosinase 1-like
Exons: 20
Coding region: 19-2526 (835 amino acids)
Biological process (GO): carbohydrate metabolic process
Molecular function (GO): beta-glucosidase activity
Source: RefSeq, a predicted model, not a curated record